This is a messenger RNA of Folsomia candida, 2345 nucleotides long. RefSeq names its product neurofilament heavy polypeptide. The coding region runs from base 105 to 1199 and encodes 364 amino acids. The record is from RefSeq and is a predicted model, not a curated record. The transcript is spliced from 4 exons. Lineage: Eukaryota; Metazoa; Arthropoda; Collembola; Entomobryomorpha; Isotomidae.
AAACCCCGCCUCCCUUCGCUCACUCUCCAAAUCUCCCACUCUGCUCAUCCUCCACUCUUUCACUACCACUCUUCAGUUCUUCUCCGCCACUAAUCUGCGCAAAAAUGGCAGACGCCAAACCGGAAACCAAGGCCGAGACCGUUACACCCCCUGCGAAACAGGAUAAUGAAAGUACGGAAAAGCCAAAGGGACGUCGUGGCAGUGCAGGACGCCCGAAAGUGUCCCAAAUUAUGAAGGCGGUCCAAGAAGGAGAAGCUCUUCUUAAGGAAAUGGGCCACACUGAGGAUGGACCAGAAGUUGAAGGAAGGAGACGUACUAGAUCAUCCGCUCGUGGUGGACCACCCCCACCAUUAACGCCGCCACCUGUGAAACGUGAUCGUAAGUCGGCAGCUGCUUCAAAUUCUACAGAAAAGAAAAAGGCUACGCCGACCCCUCCUGCUGCCAAGGGACGCAGAGGUCGAAGAAAGAAGAGCGAUGUCGUGGAAGAUGAAGACGCUGUCCCCGAAAAUAAUGGAGAUGUAGAGAUGCAUGAUGCUGAAGAAGAAACUGAAGAACCUAAAGCUGAAACUAAACCAACUAAAGUUGAACCUAAAGCUAAAGUUGUAGAAGAAGUCGUUGAGAAACCCAAAGAAGAGGCUUCUCCAACCCCAGUUAAAGAGGCUCGGGAACGUAAGGUCGUUGACAGCAAAGAAAAAGCCAAAGUUGAAGAACCCAAGGAGAAACCCAAAGAAGAGGUUCCUGUAGCAGAACCAAAGCGAAGUCCGGAAAAACCCGUCAAAGAAGUUAAAAGUAACGAUGUUUCAAAAUCCCCAAAACCUAAGGUUGAGGAAGCUAAACCCGAGACUCCAAAGAAGCCCGAAGACAAAAUUCCAACCCCAGUUAAAGAGACUCCACCUCCUCCUCCUCCCACGAUCGUAGAAAAGCCUCGGGAACCAGUUAAAACUUCACCACCUGUUGUUAUAGAAGCUAAGAAGGAAGAGAAGAAAGAAGCUCCCUUGUCCCCAGUAGUGGUGCCCCCAGCAGUGACAGUGAGCAAUGCAAACUGCACCACCCCUGAGAAAAAAAUUCCAUCGUCUUCGUCACUAGAAGCUGAUAAGGAGGUGAAAGGACAAAGCCCUGCAGUUACUACAUCCCCUGUUAAUAACGGUAACAGUAACACUUCCGUAAAUGCUGCCGUAUCUCCACCAAAGGCGGAUUAAACUGAACAUCGUUAGUAAUAACCUUUUUCAAAUGAGGUGUUAAUUGUAAUUCGCGAAAAUCAUCAUAUUUGCACAUAACAUACAUUUAUACAUCUUGACUUUUUAGACUUCCUUGUGUUUAGAAUUUUCAGUACGCAAUUCCUUGAGCUCCUCCUGUUUUUUUAAAAUCCAUUUCAUUUAAGAAACAUUGGGAAUUAUAUAUACAUAUAUAAAUGAGUUUGCGCUAUUUUUGUUUGUUAAUUUGAGUAUAUAUAUAUACUCAUACAAAUAGUCUUUAUAGCUAACAACAAAUGUGUAUGUCGUUUAAAUAUACUUUUUUUUGUCUCUUUCAAAAUUCCACAUUUUGUGAUUCUAAAUGAAUUUGCAUUUGCACAAUUUUGUGAAGUCGAUCAUCUCUAUGUUUUGAAAUAAAUAAAAGUAAAUCAACCUUUUAUAUGCAAAAAUAAAAUCUCCUCGGUAUGUAUAUCCGCCUCACAGUUCGACUUCACAACACAUCCCUCACUAUUUAAUUAUUAGAUAUUAUCUUGACUUUAACAACAGAUUUAAGUUUUACUACUGUGUGAAAAUAAACAGCCGAUAAUUAGCCUGUAUGUAAUGUAAAGCGUGAUUUGUAGCUUGGUACAACUGUAUUCAACUUUUAUAUAUGAUAUAAAUCAUUUUAUCGGGUAUUGGUAUUUUCUCUAGUGUAAACCAUACUAUUAUAUAAAAUUACGACUUUAUUUGGAUGAACCUGAUUAUAACGGUAGCGUAAAAAUGAGUAAUUAAUGAGACAGGGUGGACCCGACCCUUGCAUUAAUUUGUUUACAAACUGUUCUCUUACAUUAUAAAUAUAUAAAUAUUUGUGUUACUCUGACUGAAGUACCAAAAAUCAAAUGUUUCAAAUCACUCUCAUAUUAUUAUUACUAUUAUUAGCAUGAUAUAGUUUAAGAAACCCUAGCACUAAUAUUGUUAAGAAUAUAAGAAUAUAUAGAAUUAAUUAGAGUCUCAGGUCCGAUAAUGAUAACUUUAACGUUGAUUACGUCUUGGUUUUCCUUGAUAUCUUAAGAUAAAUCACGUGAAACCAAUGUAAUUCCAGGUCGGUGUCUUAAGUACAGCAUUCUAACCUCAAGAAAUAAAAGAGAGUUAACAUUUUGUGAAAGAAAUCCA